This is a messenger RNA of Cooperia oncophora, 351 nucleotides long. The record is from the annotation of a GenBank genome assembly. NCBI's taxonomy places the organism in Eukaryota, Metazoa, Nematoda, Chromadorea, Rhabditida, Trichostrongylidae.
AUGUUAGAAAAGUUAAUAUGCACUGCACUCAACCAUGCGAUGCUGCAACUCGACUGGGACGAUAAAGGCAUCAACGUCGACGGAAAGAAGCUAUCUAACCUACGAUUCGCAGACGACAUUGUCCUUAUCAGUCAAAACUCAGCAGAGCUACAGCGGAUGGUGGAGGAACUGAACAACGUCGGCAAAGCUAUUGGCCUCACGAUGAACCGGAGCAAGACCGAGGUCAUGCGCAACGAGUGGGCAGAUGCGUCACCCAUCAUACUCGAAGGCACUGCUCUACCGGAUACCGACCGUUACGUUUACCUUGGCCGACUCAUUUCCAUGGACAACAAUUUGCGCGAAGAAUUAUGA